This is a messenger RNA of Carassius auratus (goldfish), 6678 nucleotides long. RefSeq names its product F-box/LRR-repeat protein 16-like. Gene Ontology annotation, cellular component: SCF ubiquitin ligase complex. Gene Ontology annotation, biological process: SCF-dependent proteasomal ubiquitin-dependent protein catabolic process. The coding region runs from base 373 to 1854 and encodes 493 amino acids. Gene Ontology annotation, molecular function: protein binding. The transcript has 6 exons. The record is from RefSeq and is a predicted model, not a curated record. NCBI's taxonomy places the organism in Eukaryota, Metazoa, Chordata, Actinopteri, Cypriniformes, Cyprinidae.
GCGUGUGCAUGUGAGAGAGAAAGAGACAGCGAGUGGGAGGCAAGCUUUGUGUGGAGAAACAGAAUGAACGGGCUGUUAUUUUAGGCUAGGGCAUUAAUACACUAGUUUAAUAUUUCCUUCCAUACACAUGUAAAGUGGUAUUUUACGGGUUUGGUACUGAGAGAGGCUUACAUCUGUAUGGCAACAUCGACAUAUCAAAUUAUCAUCACCUCCGCAAGGAAAUAACGGGCAGGGCUGCUGCUGCUGCUACUGGUAUAUUUAUUUAUUUAUUUAUUUAUUUCCCCUCAUGCGUCCUGCAACGCUGUGGGAAACGCGAUCGAGUCAGGCAGCGGUAUCUGAUUUAUGAUGGAUUAAUGGUCGUGUGAGCUGCAUAUGAAAGAAAGGCUUCCAAUGCUGAAUAUGUCCACUCCCAGUGACCUCAAGUCUCCCUGCGUGACACGAAACGGCAUGGUCAAACUUCCCCCCCAGCCCAAUGGCCUCGGUUCGGCCAGCAUCACUAAAGGCACUCCAGCUGCCAAGAAUCGCCUGUGCCAGUCGUCCUCCGUGCCCACCAUCUUGCCUCCCACUAGCCUGCCCUAUCACCUGGAGCCCCUGCCCACAGCAGCCUCACUUCUGGGCCCCGACCUGGACACAAGCCCUGUGACUGCCAUCAAAGCUCCCCUCUGGCAAUUUCCCAAGACCCUGCUGGAGAGACAACUGGUCCUGGACGAAAAGGUGCUGAACCGGCUCUUGUGGUACUUCACCACGGCAGAAAAGUGCAUUCUAGCCCAGGUGUGCAAGACGUGGCGGAAAGUGCUCUACCAGCCCAAGUUCUGGGAAGGCGUGACACCUAUUCUACAUGCCAAGGAACUCUACACUAUUCUGCCAAAUGGGGAGAAGGAGUUUGUCAGCCUGCAGGCUUUUGCUCUCAGAGGCUUCCAGUCCUUCUGUCUAGUGGGGGUCUCGGAUUUGGACAUUUGUGAAUUCAUCGACAACUAUCCGCUGUCGAAGAAGGGAGUCAAGUCUGUCAGUCUAAAGAGGUCGACUAUUACAGAUGCGGGACUUGAGGUGAUGCUGGAACAGAUGCAGGGUCUGAUGCACCUUGAACUCUCCGGCUGCAAUGAUUUCACAGAAGCCGGCCUGUGGUCCAGCCUGAAUGCGCGGCUUACCUCUCUCAGUGUCAGCGACUGCAUCAACGUGGCAGAUGACGCCAUCGCCGCCAUUUCUCAGCUCCUUCCCAACCUGUCGGAGCUCAGCCUGCAGGCCUAUCACGUGACUGACACGGCCAUGGCCUACUUCACCGCCAAGCAAGGCUACACCACCCACACGCUGCGCCUGAACUCCUGCUGGGAGAUCACCAACCAUGGCGUAGUUAACAUGGUGCACAGCCUGCCAAACCUCACCUCCCUCAGCCUGUCAGGCUGCUCGAAGAUCACCGACGAUGGCGUGGAAUUGGUCGCAGAGAAUCUGAGGAAGCUCCGGAGUCUGGAUCUGUCCUGGUGCCCCCGCAUCACUGACAUGGCCCUUGAGUAUAUCGCCUGUGACCUACACAAGCUGGAGGAGCUGGUUCUGGACCGAUGUGUGCGGAUCACAGAUACAGGCCUGGGUUACUUAUCUACCAUGUCAACUCUGAGAAGUCUCUACCUGCGCUGGUGCUGUCAGGUGCAAGACUUUGGGUUACAGCAUCUAUAUGGCAUGAGGAGUCUUCGUCUGCUCUCUCUAGCAGGGUGCCCUCUGCUGACCACUACUGGCCUAUCAGGCCUGAUCCAACUGCAAGAGCUGGAGGAGCUGGAACUGACCAACUGCCCGGGCGCCACAGCCGAACUCUUCAAAUACUACUCCCAGCAUCUGCCGCGCUGCAUGGUCAUCGAGUAGAGCAAAGAGUUUCAUGGGCACCAGCACCCACCACAUCACCAAAACCUCCUCCUACAGACUGAUGAUAAACCCAAUCUUCAUCCUGGACCCACAGGAAGAAUCAACAAGAGAACCUGAAUGGAAGUUUUUUUUCUGGAGGGGUGAAAAGGGAUCAUUGACAUGGAAGACAAAAAGGGAAAUCUGAAAGAAAAGGUCGGGACGGGCCUGGACUGACGAGCGAGAGGGCAAAUGUACAAAGCGCAGUGGGUCAGAGGCUAGAUCUUUCAUUAAAUAACACGACACAUAAGAAUCAGCCCCCACACAUACAUGAAACAUGUUCCUCCACUGAGCUGUGAGACUAGCUUCCGUGUCUCAUCCGAAACUGUUUAUCUUGAAGUGAUAAAGGUGUGCGCUGCCUGUUUGAGCUGUCUCUCAUAUAUCCAGGGAAAGUUAGAAAGGAACCGAAACAUUUAAGGGAAAGAAUGAGGUUAUGGAGCCACUGCAACAGGGUCUGUCUCUUCGCUUUUGUCCAGUGCCAUCCGGGUCUCUCGCUCCCCUCAGUGGUGCUGCCGCUCCAUCUCGGUGUCUGAUCAAGGGAAAAAUCCAGAACCUUAGAGAUGAACAGCUACCUAGAUUUUCACAUCUACGCUACUUGCUUUUUGUCAUGCAGUUCUCUUUUAUUAUUAUUAUUUUUUUUUUUACGCAUUAUUUUUGAUGAGAAGGAUUACUGUGAAACAUGUAUGGUAUGUGUUGGUGGUUUUGGACACUUUGAAUAAGAAGGAAAUCCAGGUACGGUGAAGGUACAGUAUUAAUUGGUACUGUCCUCUGAAAGGAACCAGCAUAAUCAGAAGUCAGGAGGCUAUUUUUUAUUUUUUGUUUCCAGCAGAUUGCUCUUUUAAAGACAUUUCCAGAUAUUUUGAGUUGGGGAGAGCGAGGCAGAUCGGAACUGCUCAUAAAUUUUAAUAUAGUUCAGAGGGACGGUGGAUUGUACAAAAGAUAGCUUGGCUUUUCCAUCUGCCUGUUUUGUUUUAAUUCCAUUUUGAUGUCAAUUGAUAUUAGUGGAUUAUGUGCAGGUUUCCAUAUUAAUCCUGAGUCAAAUGAAAAUGAGAUCUCAGAGUGAUCCCAUAAUGCAGCUGGGCCACGUGACAGCCGUUCAUAGACUGAAACUGCACGUCAUUGCUCACUUGUCACCAGGCCAAACCUUUACAGCUGUGGACAGCAUGGCGGUUCUUCCAUAGUUUCUUACAGUACGGGCGAAUUGUCUCUUUCAGCCCGAGUCCUUUUAAAUACAUCUGGUGAAUAUGGUUUACAGUGAUUUUCAUCAAAUGCAGAGGCAGGCCAGUGUAAUUAAAGAGAUCCCAAACAUCCCACUCAAGCUUAUUACAGUAGUCUCUUUUCAUCUAGCAGUUUUGCUUUCCCAUUAAGCAAUACCCACAUGUCUGCUUUUAGAUUAGCAGCGCCUAUUUAUUUUCAGAAGUGUCGGGUUCUUCGCCCUCACAAUUGUGCUCAUCUGUGGCGCCUACCUCGUUUUAUCAUGGGGUAUGUGGAACACAGGUCCGUAGGGGAAUUUGCUGAAACCGUCAUUUCUUGUUUUCCACCCCACACCAUACACCAUACACCAUACUGAACCCUGCAUUUGUCCUCUCAGGAGAUUAACAUGCUGCUCAGAUCACCUCAGAUGGGUUUGCUUAGAUGUUGAUGACUUUAAUGUUCACCUACUUUACACAGUGUCAAACUUAACACACGCAAAGUGGCAGAAAAUAUGGGGUGGUGACUAAUUUUGGAGUCUUAGAUUGUCGAAUGAUUUAUUUAAAAGCAGUCCCUAAGUCCUAACUAGCUAAAUGUGUUUACCUCUGAAUUUUCGAAUCAUCUGUGGACCGAUAUGGUAGUAGUGCAUGUAAUUUGGUACUUCUUUCUUCAGGAGAGUGUACAGAAAUGUACUUGUUGACUGAGAUUUUAGCCAUGCUGUCCCACUCAAACCACGGCUGGUGAGUGCCCCUGCUGGUACAUGCCUGAACUACAUCAUCUAGAUGCAAAAAGUGUAUCUCUACAUCGUUGGCCAUCCAAAAUCAGCAACAUAUUUUGACUUAUUAACUAUAUUUUAAAAACAAACGAUCAAGAAGUUAUGGCAUUGAGGAACCAUAUUAAGUUUUCCCAAAGAAAUCUUACAGUGUACAGUUCUUUUUAACAACUAUUUUUGCCAGGAAGGAACCUUUAUUUUGUGGACAUUUGAGAACAAUAACAAUUUGAAUCGAUUGCUAGCUUUCUCCAGGUAUUAUAAACGUCUUAGAUUCACACAUUAAGCUAAUCUUACUCCAUAAAGUAUAGAACAAACAGAUGUAAACUAUGUCAGUCCACUCUUAAGAAAAAAAAAAUACAAAUGUUGUCACUGGGGAGGUACCUACCUUUUCUAAAUGCACACCGUUGCACCUUAAAAAGCUCAUAUUGGUACCUUAAAUGUACAUAUUAGUACCUAAAGUGUAGAUAUUAGUACCUAAAAGGUACAAAAGUGUACCUUUUGAAAAGCUACUGCCCCAGCGACAGCCUUUGUACCUUUUUUUCUGAGAGUGUGUAAUUCCAGCAUCACAGUCUUUAAGUGGACACUUCACUAUCCCACUCUAAAUUCACUAGGCUUUAAAGAUAACUGAUUAUAUCUACUAAAAGACACAUUAGCACUCACCUCAGACAGUGGAUCUCUCUUCUUGGUGACCUGUUUAAUGGGGGGUCACAGCUAAUCAGGGUCAGCGGCUGCUGGUUACCCAGAUGAGAUCCCCUGAGACUUUUAAUCUCACAACCUUGUGUGACUUUAUCUCUUGAAUCAUUGAAGUUGUUACGUAUUUAUUUGCUUUUACUUAUCAUUGGUAGUGGGUUAAUUUAUUGACACGAUGCACAUAUUUAUUUAUCUAUUUAUUACAUUUCCGAGGAUGGUACUAGCUUUAUUUAGAAGUAGAACAUGAUUUAGAUUUGUUAUUUUAUUAUGGAAAUUGGAGUUGAGCUUUAUUCGAUUAUUUGUAGGGUUAGAAUAACCGCGGUCUCCGAGGCACGUGCUUUUUUUGUUAACACACACCUGACAGAAGAAUGGAAGGGCAAUAACCUGUUGACAGAGGCCUGGCUGACAGUGAGUUGACCUAUUUCUAGCCCGACCGCUGCCCGUUUUCUCGUGUUUACUGACUAAUCUAGUUCACCUCUUUUGUUUGUGAUUGUAAAAUGGAUGUAAGGUGAGAGAUGCUGUCAUAAAGUCUAGUAUCCUAAUAGUGAAUCGGCAUUGUGUCCAGGACUGGAUGUGAAAUAUACUACACUUGUUCAUAUGCCUGUGCUGAAAUUGUAGCUCUGUUUGGUUGCUUUAAGGUAUCCUGAUAACUAUUAAAAGGCAGUAUUUACAUUCAUUUGAUAGUCUUACAAAGCAAGCAGCACGAUUUGAUUUCACAAUCGCAAAGAUCUGAAGGAAAUCCCAUCAAAGCGCUUUUCAUUUCGUAUGUCUCCAUAACAGAAACAACCAUUUGAGAUGAAUGAAAUAAAGAGAGAUUAUUAAUAUAUCGCGAAGGCAUUGCAUAGUAUUUGAGGACAACUGUAUGAAACUGUCGGAGAUGUUGUAUUAAUCUUGUAUAAAUACUAUCGUUUUCACUUCCAAACCGAGCCUUUUCCCAUCUUUGUAUAGAAUGAGAGUUUAUGCGUGUGGGAACUUUUUUCACAGGAUAGAACCCUAAAUAUAAGUAUGAUAACUCAUGCACUAACCCCACUGUAAUCUGUAAAUAUCUAUCAAUACGUCGAGGUCAUAACUGUUUUCCAGGCUGCCUGGCUCUACGCACGCACGUGAGAAACCUGAUCAAGAAAGAGGCAAGAUAUGCAAAAAAAAAGGUUCAUGUCUUUUAGUGAUGAGUAACAUCAGCAAUGGAUCGUAUAGAAGACUUAAGCUUGUUUCACUUUGUAUGUUGAGCUAAUAUCAAAGACAAGUUAAUACGGGCUAAAUGCAAGAACAUGAACAGAUGUUUAUUGUGUGUCUACAUUGCCUUCCUCAUAUGAUCGAGGCAGGGAGUCAAUGAAGUACUGGUGAAUACUACUGUGCGAAUUUCGCUUUAUUGCCAGAUAAAUCUGACUGGCAGAUAUGGAGUGCUUCUGUCUGAUUUACACUGUAAAUUUAAACCAUUUUCAAGGCCAGUUGCCAUGAAUAGUGUUCCUCUGAUCUUGCUCUCUGAAGGUUUUUACUAGCUUAUCCCAUCCAGCGUGUGUUGGGAGUUUCUGUUCACCCUCCAGCUUGCUUUCAACUCUAAAUGUCUGGCGCUUCUAGUUGUUAAGCGAAUAGAAUAAACCAUCUGUAAAUCAUCACCUCUAACUCUUCCCAACUAACAUAUGUCAGGAUUGUUUCUUUUAUAAAAUUUGAGAAUGACAUGAUUCAACGACAGAAAACAGCUCUUUUGUUGGCUCUUUGUAUGUACUUGUACAUGUAAUACUAAACCAAUAUUAGUAAUGCUUUUGACAUUCAUACAGGGUCUAUAACAACGACUUUUAUUCUGGUGCAAACACUUGGUUUGGGUGACUGUGGUACAACAGCCUAUAAUGAGCAAUGUUAAAUAUCUGCCUCACGCUGAUUAGCUCAAAUGUUUCUCGCAUUUCUUUGGUAUUUGAUUUCUCUGGCGUGCCAUGGGCAUGUCACAGUUCCCAGUUCUUUAGGGGACAUUUCUUUCUGUAAAUACUGUUGUAGUGGUUAAUUUUAAAUGAAAGAGAAAAAAGACAAAAGUUUUAUGAACUCCAUCUCAUGGCUGCAGUGCCUUGUCAGACAAGCGUUGUUGUUUUCAGUUGGUUGGUUCCAGUCUGCACCGUUUUAGUAAAAGUUGUACAAAAUAA